Trichechus manatus latirostris (Florida manatee) is the source of this 2610-nucleotide messenger RNA. RefSeq names its product V-set and immunoglobulin domain containing 10 like (gene VSIG10L). The coding region runs from base 1 to 2610 and encodes 869 amino acids. NCBI's taxonomy places the organism in Eukaryota, Metazoa, Chordata, Mammalia, Sirenia, Trichechidae. The transcript has 10 exons. The record is from RefSeq and is a predicted model, not a curated record.
AUGGACAUCUCUUGGGCUCUGCCGCUUUUCCUGCUUCUGGCCUCCAGAGAAGGGGUCCUCGCCCUUAGAGCCUCUUCUGGAGCUCAGCGAACCAAUUUCUCCUCUGCCUCAGAGAGCUCUUCCCAGGGCCUGGGUUCCAAAGUUCCCUCCACCAAAGUCACCAGCUGGAAACUUCCAGAUCCGUCUCUGGGUUCAAAAGCCUCUGCUGACACCCCGGAUUCCAAAUGGUUUACUAAGGCCCCGAGUUCAAACAAUAUGUCUGAGUCCCUCUGGGCAAAUGUUUCUGCUGAGGGUCCACGUUCAAAAUUCCCUGCCAAGACCCUGGAUCCCACCUUUCCUGAAAUCCCUGAGUCCGAAGUUGGGUCCGAAGCUCCUGCCAAAGGUCCCAAGCCUCCCUUCCCUGUUAAGACCCCAGUUUCCAACAUUUCUACUCAAGUCCCAGGUAUCAAAGUCGGUUCAAAAUUCUCCCCUGAGGAUCUUGGAUUUUCUGCCCAGAGCCUGGAGUCUGAAAUUUCUUCAGAAGCCCACCCAGCCUCAAGUUUCCCCCAGCAGGUGGAGGGACCCCUAGCGGUCCUGGUGGGCACUACCAUCCAGCUUCCCCUGCCUUCCGCCCCUGAUCCCGGGCCCCCUGCCCCACUGGUGGUCUGGCGACGGGAUUCCACGGUGCUGGCAGCUGGAAGCCUGGGGCCAGGGGCCCGGCUGAUCAGCCUGGACCCUGCUAACCGACACCGCCUGCGAUUCGACCAGGCUGGCGGGGGUCUGGAAGUCUCCUCUGCCCAACUGGACGACGCAGGGGUCUACACAGUCGAGGUCAUCCGGGCCGGGGUCUCCCGGCAGAUUUGGGAGUUUACGGUGGGCGUGUAUGAGCCCCUGCCCCAGCUGUCAGUGCAGCCCCAGGCGCUGGAGACAGAGGAGGGGGCGGCCGAGCUCCGGCUGCGCUGCGUGGGGUGGAGGCCCUGGCAUGGGGAGCUGAGCUGGAGCCGGGACGGACGGACCCUGGAGGUGGUGGACCCCGAGGGAGCAGAGCAGCCCCGGAUCCGCGCGGAGGGCGACCAGCUGGUCAUCGGACGCCCCUUGCGCAGCGACCAUGCCCGGUACACUUGCCAUGUCCGCAGCCCCUUUGGCCACAGGGAGGCCGCGGCCAAUGUCAGCGUCUUCUACGGCCCGGACCCGCCGGCCAUCACGGUGUCCUCCGACCGCGACGCCUCCCCGGCCCUCUAUGUCACCGCGGGCAGCAACGUGACCCUGCGUUGCAGCGCCGCCUCGCGGCCGCCAGCCGGCAUCACCUGGAGCCUGGCCGACCCGGCCGAGGCCGCAGUGCCAGCCGGCCCGCGCCUCCUGCUGCCUGCGGUCGGGCCGGGCCACGCGGGUGCCUACGCCUGCCUCGCUGAGAACCCGCGCACCGGCCACCGCCGCCGCUCGCUGCUCAACCUCACUGUGGCAGGUCUGCCCCCCGGGUCCCCACAGUGCUCAGUCGAAGGAGGACCCGGGGACCGCAGCCUCCGCUUUCACUGCUCGUGGCCCGGCGGAGUCCCUGCCGCCUCCCUGCAGUUCCAGGGUCUCCCCGAAGGCGUCCCCGCCGGACCAGUGCCCUCUGAGCUCCUGGCAGCAGUCCCUGCCCACCCCCGUCUCAGCGGCGUCACUGUCACCUGCCUUGCUCGCCACCUGGUGGCCACGCGCACAUGCACUGUCACCCUGGAAGCCCCCCGAGAGGUACUGCUGCAUCCGAAGGUGGAAGAGACACGGUCAAGGGAGGCAGAGGUGGCGCUGGAGGCCUCUGGCUGUCCCCCACCCUCGCGAGCAUCCUGGGCCCGGGAAGGGCAGCCCCUGGCUCUGGGCGGCGGAGGCCGCCUGCGGCUCAGCCAAGAUGGACGGAGGCUCCUCAUUGGCAACUUCAGCCUGGAUAGGGACCUAGGAAAUUACUCCGUGCUGUGCAGUGGGGCGCUGGGUGCUGGCGGUGACCGGAUCAGGCUUAUUGGGCCUUCCAUCUCCUCAUGGAGGCUGCAGAGAGCCCACGAUGGGGCCGUGCUGACCUGGGAUGUGGAGCGCGGGGUGCUGAUCAGUGGCUUUGAGCUCCAGGCUCGGCCAGAAGGGCCUGACCUGGGAAAAGCCACCACCUACAAGGACUGGGUGUCCUUGCUCAUCCUGGGGCCUCAAGAGCGGUCCGCCGUGAUGCCUCUACCCUCUCGGAGCCCUGGGACCUGGGCCUUGCGCAUCCUGCCCACCCUAGGGGGCCAGCCAGGGACCCCUUCACAAAGUCAGGUCUACCAGGCCGGUUCCACCCUGGGCCCCGGGGCCGUCGCUGGCAUCGUCCUGGGCUCCCUACUGGGCCUGGCGCUCCUGGCGGCGCUUCUUGUCCUGUGUAUCUGCUGUCUGUGCCGCUUUCAGGGAAAGACUACUAGGAAGAAGCCCGCCACCUUGAUCCCUGUGGUCAUCCCACCAAAAAAGAAGACGCAGAGUGUGACCCCAGUGCAGACCCCACAGCUUCCGCCCCUCAAAAUCCCCCCGCAAGAUCCUAGACCAGCCAGGACGCACCAAGCCUCAGGCCCCAGUCCAGUCAUCUCUCCUCCUAGUUUCCCCAAGACUGUGCGGAUAGCCACACAUGUGUGA